CUAAAGAUGAAAAGAAGCUCUCUGAUCACUGGCGAUGCUCUCUUCGCAAUCCGAGGACAGGGGAGGAAACGAUGCUCUCUUCACAAUCCGAAGACGAGAACCCAUUAUUGUUGGAGUCGAUUCCUCUUCUGGGUUCGUCUUCAAUCGAAAGAGAAAGAAGAGUUAGUACCUUCAAUGCUACAGACCGACGGCGAGGACGAGUCACGGCUGGGCACUGGCGAUGCUGGAGACCGACGGCGAGGAUGAGUCAUGUCUGGGCACUGGCGAUGGUGGAGACCGACGGCAAGGACGAGGCGCGAUUGGCUAUGAUGGAGACCGACGGCGCGCGAUUAUGGAGACUGGCGGAGAGGACGCUGCAGCCGGCGACGAAGCCCCCUGCUGGAGGCGGUCGACUGUUGGAGACGGCUGGAGCGAUCGACUGUUGGAGAGAAGGGAGAGAGGUGACGAAGGAGAGAGGCGGUCGACUGUGGGUGCUACUCAGCUGAUCGAAGAACCCAUUAGGGUUUUCCCCUAUUCGGCCCAUCCAAAACGCACAACAUGGUCUUCUUCUUUUUUUUAUUUUUUCUGGGCGUCGCCUAGAGCUUGGAAUCGCCGAUCCAAGCUAUUAUUCGCCGCCUAGGCGUUCUUCAACGCGAUUACGCGUUUAUUGCGCCCA
Messenger RNA from Linum trigynum, 655 nucleotides. The record is from the annotation of a GenBank genome assembly. NCBI's taxonomy places the organism in Eukaryota, Viridiplantae, Streptophyta, Magnoliopsida, Malpighiales, Linaceae.